This is a messenger RNA of Hyla sarda, 3961 nucleotides long. It is a transcript of the gene ANO5, whose product is annotated as anoctamin 5. Lineage: Eukaryota; Metazoa; Chordata; Amphibia; Anura; Hylidae. Gene Ontology annotation, molecular function: protein dimerization activity; chloride channel activity. Gene Ontology annotation, biological process: chloride transmembrane transport. The transcript has 23 exons. Gene Ontology annotation, cellular component: plasma membrane. The record is from RefSeq and is a predicted model, not a curated record. Bases 448 to 3279 code for a protein of 943 amino acids.
ACUACAAUCCCAACUGGCUCCUGUACUACAACCCCCAACUAACUGCUGUACUACAACCCCCAGCUGACUCUUGUACUACAACCCCCGGCUGACGCUUGUACUACAACCCUCAGCUGACUCCUGUACUACAACCCCCAACUGACUCCUGUACUACAACCCCCGGCUGACUCUUGUACUACAACCCUCAUCUGACUUCUGUACUACCACCCCCAGCUGACUCCUGUACUACAACCCCCAGCAGGAGCGGUCAGGACACGCUGGGAGAUGUAGUCCCCCUCAUGUACACAAUGUAGUGAGGGGCGGAGGAGGCUGGGGAGGAGCCGGGGAGGAGGCCGCGGUGUCUGGGGGAGGAGGUUAUAUCCGCCGGGUCCCCGUGUUGCUGGCAGCAGCUCCCGGCCUCGUCUCUUCUUCGUGUCCCGGGGAGACCAGGGGGAUCAGCCGGGAACCAUGAUCCGAAACGGGAGGAAAGAGGAGGAGACCCUGAUAGAGAUGAGCGGAGCGGCGGACGACUAUAUUCCUGAGCUUGCCUUCUCCAAGACUUCAGAUUCGCCAGACCAUGUUUCUGAUCUUGCCGACCCCAGGACUCCCGAAUCACCAGGUGAUGAACUCAAUGGGCCCCUGUAUGAAAUCCAGUCCAAUGCAGAUUCAGAAGUUCCCUGUAACUCAGAGGGCCUCAGCACCACAGAGAGUACCUUCCUCAUCACCAACCAUCAGAGGAUAGACAAGCAUCACCACAGUAAAGAUUCCGUCUUCUUCCGCGAUGGCGUCCGGAGGAUCGAUUUUGUCCUUUCUUAUGUUGAUGACAAAGAAUUGGAACGUAAAGCUGAGAGAAGAAGAGAAUUUGAAAUAAACUUACAGAAAGCGGGUCUGGAGCUGGAGACCGAGGACAAGAAGGAAUCUGAAAGUGGAAGGAUUUACUUUGUGAAGAUCCACGCACCGUGGGAGGUCCUCUCCACCUACGCGGAGGUGCUGGGUAUCAAGGUGCCGCUAAGGGCCAAUGAUAUGGACCAGACCAAUGAGAACCCUCUUAACUGCUGCCUGAAAAUGUUCAAACUCCCAGAUGACGUCAUGAACCCCGAACCUGACUACUUCACCGCCCCGUUCAGCAAACAGAGGGAGGAGCUUUAUCACAUCACUGACAAGAGCAAGUUCUUCUCUCCGGCCACCAGGAACAGGAUAGUCUAUUACAUCCUCUCUCGCUGCCCCUAUGGAAUUGGGGAUGACAAGAGAAAGUUCGGCAUUAAGAGGCUGUUGAACAACGGGACGUACACAUCCGCCUUCCCCCUCCAUGAUUGUCAGUACUGGAAGAAAUCCAAGGACGAGAAGUGCGACAAUGAGCGAUACACCUUGUAUAAGCAGUGGGCCAGAUUCGGAAAGUUUUACAAGGAACAGCCGCUCGAUCGUAUUAGGAUAUACUAUGGUGAGAAGAUCGGAAUCUACUUUGCUUGGCUGGGCUUCUAUACAGAAAUGUUAUUCUUCGCCGCGAUUGUUGGUUUCUUUUGCUUCCUGUACGGCUGGAUAACAAUGGACGAUAGCAUCAGUAGUAAAGAGAUCUGUGAUAAGGACAUCGGGGGGCAGAUCAUCAUGUGUCCUCUGUGCGACAAACGCUGCGAAUUCUGGAGGCUAAACUCCACCUGUCAGCCAUCUAUGUAUUCACACUUGUUUGACAAUGUGGCGACCCUCUUCUUUGCCAUCUUCAUGGGAAUAUGGGUGACCCUAUUCCUGGAGUUCUGGAAGCGCAGGCAGGCGCAGCUCAAGUACGAGUGGGACCUGGUUGAUUUUGAGGAAGAACAACAACAACUUCAGCUGAGACCCGAAUAUGAGGCAAAGUGCACAAAGAAAAAGAAAAAUCCGGUGACUCAGGAGAUGGAGCCUUACUUGCCCUUAACUAGCAAGGCGGCCCGGUUCUGCCUUUCUGGAACCACAGUGCUAUUCUGGAUCUCCCUAAUCAUAGCCGGCAUGAUCGGGGUCAUAGUCUAUCGGCUAGCGGUCUACGCCGCGUUUGCCAGCAUCAUGGAGAACAACGACACGUUGGAGCCCAUCAGCGGGCUGCUGACGCCACAGCUGGCCACGUCGGUGACCGCUUCCUGCCUGAACUUCGUCAUAAUCAUGAUCCUGAACUUCUUGUACGAACGGGUGGCCAUAUGGAUCACUGACCAGGAAAUCCCCAGAACACACUUGGAGUACGAGAACCGGCUCACCAUGAAAAUGUUCCUAUUCCAGUUCGUCAACUACUACUCCUCGUGCUUCUACGUGGCUUUCUUCAAGGGGAAGUUUGUCGGCUAUCCCCGCGAGUACACCUACAUGUUUGGUAGCUGGCGAAACGAGGAGUGUGACCCGGCCGGUUGUCUGAUAGAACUCACAACGCAACUCACUAUUGUGAUGGCUGGAAAACAAAUCUGGGGAAAUAUACAGGAGGCAUUUGUCCCAUGGAUCUGGAACUGGUGGAGAAGUAGAAAAGCCAGAAAUAGUCCAGAGAAUUUGUACAGCCGAUGGGAGCAGGACUAUGACCUACAGGUGUUUGGACCCCUGGGACUCUUCUAUGAAUAUCUUGAAAUGGUUAUCCAGUUUGGGUUUAUAACUCUGUUCGUGGCCUCUUUUCCUCUGGCUCCUCUCCUCGCUCUCCUGAAUAACAUCCUGGAGAUUCGUGUCGACUCUUGGAAGCUGACCACGCAGUUCAGACGCGCCUUUGCGGCGAAGGCUCACAGCAUUGGGGUCUGGCAGGAAAUCUUGAAUGCCAUGGCGGUAUUAUCGGUCGUAACAAACGCUUUCAUUGUGGCUUUCACCUCUGACAUGAUCCAGCGCUUGGUCUACUAUUACGCCUAUUCCACCAAUGAGAGGUCCCCCAUGUCCGGAUAUAUCAACAGCAGCCUCUCUGUGUUUGACGUCUCCGAUUUUAACGACCUCAGCAUGCCGCUGGAGAACGUCAUGAACGUCACAUUGUGCAGGUACAGAGAUUAUCGCUACCCUCCAGACCAUGAGCGGAGAUACAUGCACACUAUGCAGUUCUGGCACAUACUGGCAGCAAAAAUGGCCUUCAUCAUCAUCAUGGAGCACGUGGUGUUUGUGGUGAAGUUCUUCGUGGCCUGGCUGAUCCCGGACGUUCCGUCCGACGUGAAGGCCAGGAUCAAACGGGAGAAGUACCUGACGCAGAAGAUCAUCCACGAGUACGAACUGGAGAAGUUACGGGAGAAGCUUUGCGGAAACGAUCACACCGACGCCAUGGCGAAAGAAGUCAUGGCCACCGAAGGGAAGGUGCAGCUGUCUGCCGCCAUGUAGCGCGGCCUCCGCCACACCUCUGGACGCUCAAGCCAUAUUAUCAAGCCACGUUCUCCAAGUUAACUUCCAUAUCUGUGGGCGGAGCAAAGCGCCUGAUCCCCGGAGCUCCGUAAGACUUAUCCAACAUGGCUGCUACCAGUACUGGGGCUAUGGACAAAUACAGGGACCCCCAGUCCUGCUGUUAUAUCACACUGCAUUACCCCAUCACACAGCCCUUAGCUGGGCCUAGACAAUGGCUAUGGGGCCCCAAAAUAGCUAAGGGGCCCACAGGACAAUUAAAAAAAAAAAUGUUUUAUUUUUAUUUUAUUUAAGAUAGAUCUGCAACUUUUUAAUGACCCCUUUCAGUCAGUCACUUUAAGUUGCGCAGCCCGCCGGCACCUUUAUUUGCACUUUUUAUAGUAGUAGUAGUUGGGUGUAGGUUUCGUUUAAGGGGUUCAUCCCAAAGGCAGUGAGAUUUUUUUUUUGCCGUUUUAAGGCGUUAGUGUCAUUUAUUUUCAAACUUGUUUGACAUAUCAAAAAGUUUUGAUCGGUUGGGGUUUCAAUGCUGGGACCCACACUGAUUCCUAGAUAUAGCUGGGAGAAGAGCAGGCAGCGCGCUUCACUCAUUGGCUUGCUCCGAAUCAUUGCAGGAGACAGGCUUCAGUAUAGUCUAUGCCCGUGUUUCCUAAUCAGAGUGCCUGCA